UACUACAGGGAAAUCAAAGCAGGUAGUCUGGCCAUGGUUUGGUGUCUCUGUAUAUUUUUACUGGCCCCUUUGACACAGGGUCUUGAUUUGUCAGAGGUAUUACAGAAACACGUAACCGAGGUGGAGUACGAAGAAUUUUCUAGAGUCGAUUGUUUACCGUCAUCUAUAUUCACAAACCAUGGGAUGCCCCAUCACCUGCAGUGUAGCUUCCACCACCGAGGCGAGGAGGUCAAGCUGGACCUCAUCCGUAAUAGUCCUCACAGAUACCAGGUUCCUGUGUACUCGUUCAAUGACCAGAAAGUUGAACAGGAAACAAGACACGACCUUGAAGCCAAGAAAGAUCCAACAGACUUCUACCAAAACCAGGAUGGCACUGCAUCAUUUAAAGUCUCAAAAGUCAAAACCAAUUCUGGUGAACAUUAUACUCUAACAGGGUAUACAUUUCGAGAAAUGAGUCAUGUGAUCUUGCAUCCACUGCCUGGAAGAGAGGACCACAGAAUUGCUAUUCCUCGAAACUUGCACUAUAAGUCAAAUCUGAAGUAUGAUAUCACAGAUAAGAGGUUCGCUUCCUCCCACGAGACGUACAGAAGAGCCGCUCCCCAGGGAUCCGCCACCCUACCCCUCCAGACGGCCGAGAUCCUGGUGGUGGUGGAUUACAAGUUCUAUAGCAGCCUCGUUGCAAAUGAAACAGACUUCACGCACGGAACAACCUCUGGUGUCUCGUCUUUCCUCAGCGAGUACAUCUCUCUCCUGUUUGACACGACAAAUAUCCCAUACAGAAACCUGGUUAGCGGUGGAAUACACCUUGUUUUAAAACCCGUGGGAAUUGUUGUUGCUAAGCAAAAAACUGCAUCACCAUGGACAGAAACAAGUUUGUUAAAUUCCACGGAGUUCCCAGAUAUCGCCAAUGCGUCUGUUGUCUUGGAUAAAUUCCAUGAUUACGUGGUCCACCACAAAGGCCUGCCUCCGCACGACCACGCCAUGCUCCUCACAGGAUAUAAAAUGAAAGACAGCACCAUUGGAAAGAAUAACUACACGAACAUUUUAGGUAUCGCCUCUCUGUCAGCGAUGUGUGGGAGAAGGUCCCAGUCCGUCGUCUCCUCACAGUUUGACUUCACUCCCGCCUUCACCAUUGCUCACGAACUCGGACACAGUUUUGGAUGCGAACAUGAUGGUGAAAACAAUACUUGUCCCGAGGAUGGUCACGUGAUGAAUUCCACUUCCGCUAGAAAUACAUCCAAUAUCUGGCAGUUCUCCUCUUGUUCCGAGUCCUAUAUAAAAACUUUGCUGCACAAACUAGACAGAACCCACAAGAACUGUCUGCUGACCCAGGAGAACCACGCCGUGGACCCGUCCCUGACCGUACACGAGCACGAUUUGUACGGACAGAUCUACUCCGCCGACCAGCAGUGCCAGAUCUACCUCGGCCACGACUCUUUCAUGGAAAGGGAUGAUUUUAACUUCACCGGGGCCUACCAGACGGCGUUCUGUCUACAAAUGGUCUGUUACGAUCCGGUCAACCAUGAGGAGUUCAAUCGGUACGCCGUGCCCGGGGACGGAACAACAUGUGGGCACCAAAAGUGGUGCAUGGCAGGGGCGUGUAUUCAUCAACCGACUUUGACGCAUAGUUCUGAUAGUUGUCCCCAAGGCGAGGUCCCCGAUAAAUGGCUAAGACUUUAUUACUACGAGGAUUCUCCAGAACUCCAUUCCUUUCACUUCACGUCAUCCUGUAUGGCUUACAUACAAGCCAGACCCGAGCAGUGUUACAUUCCAGAAAUAAGAUACUCAUGUUGCCAAAGUUGUAGCAAUGUACCAGAGUACACUAACGGUGUCCUGCCAGAAUCUGUAUACAAUGCCGUACUUCCGGAGGACGCUCAGUGUAAACAGACUCUCGGGAGCUCGUCCUAUUACUGUGGGAGAAAGGUGUACGGUGACAAUGAGACUGACCUUUUCUGUACCCAGCUGCGAUGUUACCUGCCGAUAGAUGAUCUCUGUCAUUACCUGGUGCCCCAGGACGGUACCAGGUGUUCUUAUAACAAGUGGUGUGUAAAUGGCGCAUGCAUGGACGAUCCAAGAGCUCUACUUCCUACAGAUUACAGGCAUGUUCCCAGUCCUCAGCAGCAGUGCCAAGAUUCAUACGGCGCGCAUGGCAAAUUCUGCGGGAGAACAGAUACAUACUCUACCAAUUAUCACGAGAUAUGUAAAUCCCUUUACUGCAUAAUACCUGAACAAAAACUGUGUCAUUCCAUCAUGGCGUUAGAUGGAACGCCGUGUGGUACGAAAAUGGUUUGUCAGGGCGGGGAGUGUGUCCAUAGCGAUCACGGACUGGACCUGCCAGACGACUGCCUCUUUGUUGACAAAAGUACUUGGUGCCCAGCUAACAUUCUUGGGCGGGACACCGCCUAUAAAUGUACAUUCGGUAACAAUGAGAACGUGUGUUGUUACACCUGUCAGAAGUACGCCAACAUGUCCAUGCCAGCGGAUUGUCGAUAUGGAGAUGAACUUUCGUACACGCGCUACCAUCUGUCCUGUGACCAGCUGGUGACCCCGUCCCCCCAGCAGUGUUACGAGCCGUCCGUCCGAGAGAGAUGUUGUCAGUCCUGCUACAACGUCGCCUCCUCACUUCCGGGAAAGUCAAGACCCCCAUCAUUAGAUGAGCAGUGUCAUGUUCUAUUUGGAUCUAGCUCAUCCUUCUGUAAGAGAGUAGACGAUUACGCCGCUUCCUUUGAGCCUCUCUGUGGAACCAUGUAUUGUGCUGAUGCUUCUGGGAAGACGUGUCACGGAGUCAUCGCAGCGGACAGAACGCCCUGUGGUCCCAAAAAGUGGUGUUUGAAUGCAACAUGUGUCCAUGACGAUAACGCCCCAAACAUUCCAAACUCCUGUGUUGCUGGAGACCUACAUAGCUGGUGCUCCACCAAGAAGGCUGACGGCUCCUACAAGAACUCCUACGUGUGUUACACCAGUCAGAAGGACGAGUGCUGCGAUAUGUGUAACAGAGUCCACGCCCCCAACAACAAGGGUUGUGAGUAUGGCGACCACACGAGUUCCUGUGAGAGGUCCAAAUGUUCUACGUACGACGAUCAUUCCAGAAACGUCCUGUGUUGUAAAACCUGUGCUUAAUCUCAUGUUUUUUUUUACAAAUACUUGUUUCAAUAAAUAUCUUUAUUUUCUAUUGCA
Magallana angulata is the source of this 3177-nucleotide messenger RNA. RefSeq lists its product as uncharacterized. Gene Ontology annotation, biological process: proteolysis. Bases 34 to 3120 code for a protein of 1028 amino acids. The record is from RefSeq and is a predicted model, not a curated record. Gene Ontology annotation, molecular function: metalloendopeptidase activity. Lineage: Eukaryota; Metazoa; Mollusca; Bivalvia; Ostreida; Ostreidae. The transcript has 28 exons.